GAUGGAGAGCGACCGAACAAGGGAAGAGGUGUAGAUGUCGCACCCUCUCUCUGUCCAGAGACUUUUCAGGGAGGACCGGACAGCAGGAAGAGGGAAAUGGGAGAGGAAUUUACUUUGGACCUGUCGAUCAAUUACACCAUCCUGGACUGGGCCGUAAAAACCAGUAAAUUAGCAGGGCAGAGGAGGAUGAAUCAACAGAGACAUUCCUACACUGUUUGACGUUUGCAAGGGUUUUGGGUGUGUGUGUGUGUGUUCGGUGAGUUAUCUGCUUGUGAUCCUGCUUUUGUGUAGAUUUAAUAUCGACUAGUUAUGUGUAUGGUUGAUGGUCAAGGUGUGUGUCUAGUUACCUGGAGAGACUGAGCCAGCCGUCUGCUCCUGUGGGUUUUGUGUUACCUGAGCGCCACCGGCUUGGCAGCGGGACAGCAAUCACCUUUAGAAUAGGACAGGGUCCAAAACCUUAUUGUUGUUCUGAGGAACUGUAAAGGCGGUGUGUUUCAAAGAUGUGUGUGGUUCUGUGGAAGUCUUGUCUCGGAGUAGGAGGGGCCAGAAGAGGCACAGGUGAGAUAUAAAAGCAGGUGUGUGUGUGUGACCGUGUGUAUCUGAGGAUCACACUCACUCACCUCUCGUCCGUCUGCGUCUGUUGACCCGGAGAACAGACUUGGGGAUUAUCGGACAGUUGAUGAGCUUUAGGGCACUGCCAUUGUCCAGGGGAUAAACACACAUGGAGGAGAACUUUUGAACUUGGCUGCAGUACAGAUUGUGCAGUACAGACAUUAUAGUACAGGACAGAACUUUGGACCUGUUCUUGCUGUGGAUACGCUUGUUGUCUCGCACUCAGUCUUCAGCUCUCCAACUCAUGACAACUGCAAGGACUCGGACCACAGAAGAUACGCCUGGAGCUCUGACUGCCAUUCACAACUCGACCUCAACAACAAUUGAACCCCUCCUUCAUAACAGCUUAUAAGCUAUCAUAACAACCUGUGGCUCUUCAACAGUUCCUGUCCCGUUCAAACAAGGGAGACCUUGUUUGUGGGAGAACGGAACGAACCAACCUGCCCACAGGGGGGGAUCAUGUAUGUGCUUUGCACCCUGGUGGUACUGAGUAUCCACAGCCUCUUUAAGAGCCGACACAAGACCCUGGACCCCGGCGACAAAGAGGCUGGAGAAGGGGCCACGUUGCCUGGGGACAAAGCCCCUCCGCUGGGGGAGGGAGGCAGGGUAAGGGACCCCGGUCCUGGAGGUCUUGGAGGGGUGUGGGACCCAGGGAGAGGGAGAGAGGGGUGACUGUAGCCCUCUCUCAGAGGAAGAGGCAGAGGGCUGUAGACCGUAAGGCUGCAGGCUGCAACUGCACAAACAAACGUAGAGGUGACCGGGAGCUGCGCUGCAGCCAGGGCAGGCUGGGAUGCGGAGGUAGCAGCCUGGAGAAUGUGCCGGACAGCAGAAAACAAUUGCAGCCGGUCCAGAGACCCAGUGCUUUGCUCAGCCCUGUGGUCAUGUUCGGAACAAGAAAGACCUGGGACCUUGGCCACACCCCCUGUCUGCAGGAGCUCUGGAAGAAAGACGUCUCAUUGGAUGCGAGCUCAGUGGACUUCUUGAUGAGUGAUGGUGAGGAGGACUGCUCCUUCCUGUCUCUACCCACAGCCGCUUUCCCACAACGUACCGCUCUGACCACUACUGACCAAUUAGAAACCAGCCAGCACAAUCACAACCAACAGCUACUCAUACAGACACUGCAGGAGAAAGUCUGCGAGUUCCAGGCGCGUCUGCGACGCCAGGAAGCUUCCCGGUGUCUGCAGAGGCCGCAGCAGAGUCACCAACAGAGUCUUCAGGAGAAGACGAGCCUCAUACACACGCUACCGGAGGAGCUGCACACAACAGUGCCCAGCGGUGUUCAGGCAGUGCAGAGGCUGGCUGAGCCACAGGAGCAGCAGCAGCACAGCAACUGUCUCAUUCAGGAAGGAGAGCAGCUCAUCGCAGCGCUGCGCACACAGGUGGGGGAGCUGGAGGAGAAGCUGCCAGACCAGACCCAGGAGGUGGAGAGACUGCGCUCGGGGGUGGGGGCGACCGACCUGGAGAAGCACCUGGAGCUGCUGGUGGUCGAGAACGAGCGGCUGAAGCAGGAGCUGAAGGCAUGCAAGACCUCACUGCUCCAGGAGGCUCCUCCACCGGCCUGCACAGCCACUGACUGCCCCCACAGCCAGGAUGUGGAGGCCCUGUGUGAGGAGGUGUCUCUCUGGGAGAGCCAGACCAGACCUAGGCAGAGGAGGCUGGCUGAGUUGGAGCAGCAGGUCCUGGAGAAGGCCAGCCGGGUGGAGACGCUCAGCCGACAGCUGGAGGAGUCCAAGCUCCACGCGGGGGAGAUGCAGAGGCAACUGGAGGAGUCCAAGUGUCAGCAGGGGGAGGUGGAGCAGCAGCUGAGUGUCCGGCUCAGAGACUGUGAGGAGGAGCUGGCCAGACAGGGCGCCCGGACCCAUCAGGUCAAGUAUGUGACUGAGAUAGUGGAGGUGGAGUCGUCAGGGUCUCAGCAGGCGGUAACCGAGGCCCAGGCCAAGAGCGCCGCCCUGCAGGAGCAGCUAUCACUGCAGAGACAGCUGCUCCGAGAGCUGGAGACACAGCUGUAUGAGUCCCAGAGGACCAGCACCCAGCUCCGAGCUCAGAUCCUGGUGUACGAGGGGGAGAUGGAGCGGGCCCAGGGCCAGUUGGAGGCUGAAAUGCAGAACCUGGAGGAAGAGAAGAACAGGGUGAUCGAAGAGGCCUUCAUCAGGGCUGAAAGUGAGAUGAAGGCUGUGCAUGAGAACCUGGCAGGUGUGCGUAUGAACCUAUUGACGCUUCAGCCAGCCCUGCGUACUCUCACCUGUGACUACAACUGUCUGAAGAGGCAGGUUCAGGACUUCCCCUUCAUGCUGGAGAAGGCCAUGGCCGAGGCCAAGCAGGAGAUCUGCCGGGUGAUAGGCGAGGUGAGCAGUGCCAACCAAGAGCUAGUGAGGAAGUACAAGAGAGAGAUGAACCUGAGGAAGAAAUGCCACAACGAGCUGGUGCGCCUCAAAGGUAACAUCAGGGUGUUCUGUCGGGUGCGGCCGGUGUGCCGGGGGGAGCAUGAUUCUGCCGAAAACAUGGUCAGCUUUGACCCAGAUGACGAUGCCCUUCUCUACCUCUCCAACAAGGGCAAACUGAUGACCUUUGAACUGGACAAGGUGUUCCACCCUCAGGCCACGCAGGAAGGGGUGUUCCAGGAGGUCCAGUCCCUGGUGACAUCCUGUAUUGAUGGCUUUAACGUAUGCAUCUUUGCCUACGGACAGACAGGCUCAGGAAAGACCUACACCAUGGAGGGUGUGGCCAAGGACCCGGGCAUUAACCAGAGGGCUCUCAGACUGCUGUUCUCUGAGGUGACUGAGAAAGCGCCCGACUGGGACUUCAAGAUCACUGUUAGCAUGGUGGAGAUCUACAACGAAACCCUACGGAACCUUUUGGGGGACAACCAGGGUGAGAAGCUGGACAUCAAGAUGAAUCCAGAUGGUAGCGGUCAGCUCUAUGUGCCGGGCCUCACGGAGUUCACUGUCCAGAGCCCUGAGGACAUCAACAGGGUGUUUGAGCUGGGUCACAUGAACAGGGCCACAGCCUGCACCAAUCUGAACGAACACAGCUCCCGCUCUCACGCCCUCCUCAUCAUCACCGUAGCAGGCAUCAACUUCUCCACCGGGCACCGCACGCAAGGUAAACUGAACCUGGUUGACCUGGCUGGCUCAGAGCGGAUUGCUAAAUCUGGGGCAGAGGGCAGCCGCCUGCGAGAGGCCCAGUGCAUCAACAAGUCCCUGUCGGCCCUGGGUGACGUCAUCAAUGCGCUGCGGAGCCGACACUCCCACGUGCCCUUCAGGAACUCCCGGCUCACCUACCUGCUGUCUGACUCACUGAGCGGGGACAGCAAGACCCUGAUGAUGGUGCAGGUGUCUCCCCUGGUCUGUAACAUGAGUGAGUCGGUGUGCUCUCUGAAGUUUGCCCAGCGGGUUCGGACCAUCGAGCUGGGCAACGCCACCAGGAGACAGUGGGAGAACUCCUCCACCACCUCCUCGCCCACCCACGACAGCGUGGAGAUGGACUCUCCCCCAGUGACUCCCAUGCCCCUCCCUAUCUCCCGGGCCAGCAGUGCCGGCUCCACCCUCUCCGCCUCCUCCAAAACCCCCACCACACGACGGAGGUCUCAGUCCCAGCUCUCUGCAGACAGGCUGUUAGGCAGAGCCAGCCCAUUGGUGGUGGACGGUGGGCAGGACGAUUGAAACUGUCUGUCUGAAGGCUCCAAUGGAUCCAGAAUGAACCCGGACCCUGACCCAGUCAGCCAUUGGGCCUUCUGAACAGGAGGGUGUUAACCGGCACCUCCUUCUGCUGAUCUCACUCAGCCAAUGGGUGAGAGAAACUGGACUGGACUAAUUAUCAGAUUGAGAGAAUGGUGACAUUUAAUUUAUUGAGCUGUUUGAACAGCAGAGGGAUGAAGAGGGGGAUACGAACUUUGACCCUCGUGGAAGGACCAUACCAAGACUCUGUCCCGAUGCUCUAAAAUGGCCUCCAAGUCUCAUUUUCUUCAUUUCCACUGAUAGCUGACAGGAAUGGAUAGGUGUUAAUUUUAGCCAGGAAUGUUGUACAGCCCCCCAUAUCUUAACUACGUGUCCUCGUUUAUACACCUCAAGGAACACAACACCCCAGACUGCAAGUGACUACAGGACACACCUGUCUGUCUUCCACACCUGACUAGGGGCCAAAGUGGAGGAGCACCUGAGAGUAACACAGGGCCCUGUCCUAAAAACAACUCUCAUUUUUAAAAAAAUAUACUCUUCACAGCCCAGAACUCCACCACACCUUCACCUUUGAGCCUUCAACUGGGCCUGUGAUCUAUUCUCCCAUUGGCCAAUGUAUUGUCGGCCCCUUACAAUAACGUCACACCCACACCCUUAGUGCUAACCAAUCCCUUCGUCCCAUCAUCCACUAACAGUAUAGCCCUUUCAAUCACAGUAUUUCUGGGUAAAAAUGCACUUAAAAACAAGGCUGAUACCUUCUUGAUGUGUUUUACGGAUUAUGAUAAUAAGCAUAUACUGUAUAUAUCUGUGUUUGAGAUGUUUCUUUUUUUUAUCCCUUUAGACUCCAUUGUGGGUUUUUGGGGGAUGGGGGGUUACGAGGGUUCCAUCCUGGUCUCCUUCCACACUUUCUCCCCCUCAUCCAAUCAGGGAUAGAUAUGGAGCUGGGCUUCUUUUGCCCUGUAGGACGCAAGCAAUAAGAGACGUGACUGCAGAGAGCGUUUUAACUUCCUGUGUAGCCGUUUGUGUUUUAGAUGAGAUUUCUCCAGGGCAAUACAGAGCCGCCUCAGCCACUGCAUGGAAAACGUUCAUGUUGUUGUGUUUCUUCUACCGAGUGAAUAAAGCUUAGACGACUCAAACUCCCUGCCAGACAGGAAAUGCCAUUCCUGUUAUUGGAUGCUGCCGGUUGAAGUUGCCCAGAGGCACAGAUCUAGGAUUAGUUUCUUCUACCUAAAUUGUAAGGUUAUUCAAUAGGGACACAACAAAAAACUGACCCUAGAUCUGCAUCCAGGACAGCUUAAUCCUACUCCCUAUGGCUGACCACAAGCAACCAAUGACAACGGAUUGCCUCACGGAACAGACACUGCUGCCCCUGAGGGAGUGAUCAAGCUUGUGAACUGUAUUUGAAAAUGCAUUGUGUAAAUAGGAAUGCUUUGUACAUUUGAUCAGCUGAUCAAUACAUAUCAGCUCAUCGACCGUGUGUCUUCAAUGUUAAACCAAUGUUCCUUCCAAUACCAGGAUGUCCGAGGAACAUUGAGGACACGCUGCAUCGUGGUGCUUGUUGAUGGAUAUCUCUACUUGCUUUUGUCUUUGUUGUUGUGGAAACCUUCUGCGGCAUUCUUGAUUUUGUUACACCCUUUUUUUAAUAAACACUCGAUACGAAAUUCAAA
This is a messenger RNA of Oncorhynchus keta (chum salmon), 5956 nucleotides long. RefSeq names its product kinesin-like protein KIFC3. Gene Ontology annotation, biological process: microtubule-based movement. The transcript has 20 exons. The coding region runs from base 1494 to 4274 and encodes 926 amino acids. The record is from RefSeq and is a predicted model, not a curated record. Lineage: Eukaryota; Metazoa; Chordata; Actinopteri; Salmoniformes; Salmonidae. Gene Ontology annotation, molecular function: ATP binding; microtubule binding; microtubule motor activity.